This is a messenger RNA of Aspergillus chevalieri, 1641 nucleotides long. RefSeq lists its product as uncharacterized. The transcript has a single exon. Bases 1 to 1641 code for a protein of 546 amino acids. The record is from RefSeq and is a predicted model, not a curated record. Lineage: Eukaryota; Fungi; Ascomycota; Eurotiomycetes; Eurotiales; Aspergillaceae.
AUGGCAGCAACUGCACUCAUUACUGCAGCCAUGCUCCAGAACUCUGGCCACAUGCACACGCCACUUGACACCAACAAACGUACUAGCAUCCCCACUGUCAGAGCCAAGGCCACACCCGACAUAAGCAUCUUCCACGCGAGUCGAAUGGAAAUCGAGCUCUCGCCUCUGGCGGAAGAAUGGAUGAGCAUCAUCUUCGGCACGCGCUACUACAACUUCCCAAAGAUGAUUAUCGUCGAUGUGAAUGACGCUCGAGAACAGGAACUCUAUGGUUUUCCUUUCCGGCAAAUUGACGAGGUUGUUGUGAGGCUCUACGCGCCGAUGAGUGAUAACCCCGGACAGUUGUUUGUUCUGUUUGAUAGGGUGGUUAAUCUUGUCGAUAUGCUGCGUCGUGCGCCUGUUAUUCAGAAGAUGAGUAUCGUGCUUGAAAGCCUCAAUGGACAGGAGUGGCAUCAUGAGCCUGUGAUGGUCAGGGGUGUAAGAGAGAGCUUUUUUGCGCCGUGGGCGGAUGACUCUGACAUGGUGGUUGUGCCGUUCUGCAGUUUGAAGAAUGUGGGUGGUGUUUGUGUGCAUGCGCACUCGAAGGAGCUAGAGCGGUUGAUUGACUGGAAGGUCAUCGAUUGGGCUGUUGGUGUAGUUCGAGAUCGGUCAUGGGAGGCGUACGUCCCCGGUCCGACUAGGGCUCGGAGGUUCGACACGACGACUUACUACGCCUCAUACACCCACCGGCCUGACCGGUCUACGCCGGGCACCGAUGUCGACCGGAAGGUCGCUGAGUAUUACCUUCGCGUGCAUGUGAAUCUUCUGCGCCAUGACUUCCGCGAUACAGGCCGGCACCAGCGCCGGGACCUCCUGAGACGGUCGUUUGACUACAGCUCCGCUACGACCACGGCGGCCUCGCCAUCUUCCUUCGAGUGUGAUAUGGUGUACAUCGCUGAGAACUACCCAGAUUUACUGAGGAAGUACGACCGCGCGAUUGAAGUCCUUCUCCACUUGGAGCGCAUCAUCGUCUGUACGUAUGACCGCACUAAGCCCAGAGCUGACACGGACAAAUACAUUGCCACGAGGGCCUUGUUUGACGACUGGGAUGAGGCGGCGUGGGGGCUUGUCGAGCGUGCUUUUGGGGAUCCGCUGCCGGUAAUGGGGUCGUGGGUUUUCGAGGGGUGUGCGGGGGAGCUAGGGAGUUUGGUUGAUUAUAAUGACUGUUUGGAGAGAGUAAGGGAGGUGGGUGGGGAUGAUUGGUUGAUGGAGGUUGUGAAGGUGGGGCAGUUUGUGCAGGAUUGGGUUCGUGUGUUUGUGUAUGGGGAGGAGGAUGAGGAUGAGGAGAACGGUGAUCUUGAUGAAGAAGAUGCAUUGGAAGAUGAGGAGGGUGAAAAGAAAGAGGAGAUUGAAGAGAGUGAGGAUGUUGAGAACGAGGCUAAAGAUGAGGAAGAUGAUAAGGAAGAGGCGGAUGAAGAGGAAGAAAGGCUCUGCGAUGAUGGCGAGGAACAGGUCGAGGACGAUGGUGAGAACGAAAACGAGGAAGAGCAAAAAGUUGUCAAGGGCGACAAGAAAGAGGGCAAUGACGAGGGUGAUGUUGAAGAUGAGGGUGAAGCGUACUACGAAGAGGACGAUGACUGGGAUUUCUGUGAGUGUUAUGCUUAG